Haliotis rufescens (red abalone) is the source of this 8135-nucleotide messenger RNA. RefSeq names its product F-box only protein 38-like. Gene Ontology annotation, biological process: protein K48-linked ubiquitination; SCF-dependent proteasomal ubiquitin-dependent protein catabolic process. Gene Ontology annotation, molecular function: protein binding. The coding region runs from base 361 to 5241 and encodes 1626 amino acids. The record is from RefSeq and is a predicted model, not a curated record. The transcript has 13 exons. NCBI's taxonomy places the organism in Eukaryota, Metazoa, Mollusca, Gastropoda, Lepetellida, Haliotidae. Gene Ontology annotation, cellular component: nucleus; cytoplasm.
GUCUUCACAUGCUGAAUUGCAACAUGUCGGCUUACUUGGUGACAUUCUGAUCGAACGACCUUUCACUUAACUGAUCCAGGAUGCGUAUCCCAGUUCGAUCGCAGAGGAAUAGGAAAAUAUUUGUGUACGCUGUAAUCACUUGCAGUUUGGGCUAUUACUUUUCCCCGGCUCUCGACCUCGGUAUAAUCAAACCUCUCAUGAUAAAAUACGGACUGCGGGAGGAUGCCCCUGAAAAGAGAACCAUUCCAAGGCCAGCGCUCUACCCCUUUCUCGGAGCACCCAGAGAAUUCAGCCUCGAGAAAAAUGAAACGAAGAAAGAAAAUUAGUCAACAUCAGUAUAUGUAGCAGCAACCGGUUGAGAUGACAUCAUUCAAGAUGGCUACAGAGUGCACAUGUAACAGUAGUAACCUUAUAGAGAAACAUCAAAAAAUGACUUUGUCAGAUCUAUUAAAUUGUUUUAGUGAAAUGAGGCAAAGAGAUGAAAUAGCAGCCGAAAUGGAAAGAGAAAAGAGUCAAGCCUUUCUCAAUAGUUCAGAUUUCUUUAGUCAUCUGUCACUCGAGAUCAUAUGUCAUGUACUGAAUUACCUCCCUUUGCGAGAUGUGCUGAAAAUGGAACAACAGUGUAAGAAGAUUCAGAAGGCUGUUUCAAUGCAUCUUAAAGUUAGGAAGUCAAUUGAUUUUACUGAAGGGGAAAUAUAUGGAUGGAUUCCUGCAAGCUUGAAUGAUUCCAUGCUGGCAAAGCUCAUAUCAAGAUGUGUGGAACUUGCAUCAAUAUAUGGUUUUCACUCUCAGCUGAUCCUUAAGAGAAGACAACGUGGUGCUGACAUGUUGACUAUUCCAGGAAUUGUUGCAGCUUUGUCAUCAGCACCAAGACUUAAAGCAGUGGAAGUGUCUGAUAUCAACCUCAUGGAAGCCAUCUUGAAUUAUCUUCCACGCUUGGAAAUUCUUGGAAUAUUCAAAAACAGAAAUGGUGCAUUUCCAAUCAAUCCAUCAAAUAAACUCACUCUGACAUCUAACCCAAGAAUCACGUCCCUUCAUUUGUCUGGAGUUGUGAUUUCAGAACUACCUCGUAUGAGUCAUGUGAAACAUAUUUAUCUCCGUUGGGUAAAAAUCACACACUCGCAUCCAUUCCGUGAUUUUGCAGUUCCAAGCCUGCAGAGCUUUGUCAUGUCUAACUGUGCAGGUCCCGCCAGCACACUGAAGUAUGUGCCUCUGAUAACAGGCCUGGCUGCGGCAAGGUCUCUCACUCGGCUAGAGCUUGUCAGAGUUCCGUUUCUUGGGGGGCUGAUACAGCACAUCGUGGAGGACAGCUGGCGAGUCAGUGGCUUCUCCCAGCUGCAGACUGUCAUGUUCGGAGCCUGCAAACACGCACAGGAAGUUGACCUCGGCUACCUCAUGAUCACAGCUGCUCACUGCUUAGAGGAGUUGAGUAUCCAGCCCUCUCUCACCAAGGACAGUUUGUUUGCUGCCAUCAAGAUGGCUGACGUCACCUUCCCUGUGUUCGAGACUCUCCAUCUUGGAUAUGUCGACCCCUUUCCAGAGUCGGGCAAGUGGAACCAGGAGGACCUGGUGAUGAUCCACGGCCUGGCAGAGGUGUCCGAGAACCCUGCAAUGAUCACCGACAUCGGGAUGAAGGCCAUUGGUCAGUGCUUCUCCUUCCUCCGCAACCUGGAGAUCUACAACUGUCCGCACCUCCAUUUCCCCAUGUCAUGGUUCACAUCAGGUGUGGAGACCCUGAGUCACCUGCGACACCUUCAUCUCCGUCGCUGUCACGCUCUCCGUCUCCAAGACUUCUGCCGCUUCGUUGAACACCUACCCCAGCUUGAGCUGCUGCACUUAGAAUACAUGUUCAGGGAGCCACCGAAAGGAUGUGCUAGAGUUGGCCUGAGUGCUGGCACCGGGUUGGGUGUAUCCUCAGCUCUUGUCCAGAACAACGGCAACGACGCUGGUAACCUUGAUGGUGGGAAUCACAACAAUGACGACGGGGACCUGAAUCAGGAUGAUAACAAUAACAAUCCAGAUGCAGGGGCCAGGGCUGCUAACGGAGGGGACAUUAACAACAAUGAACCACCCAAUCAAAAUGCAGAUAACAUUGAUCCCCACAUUGAACCUGACGAUGAUCCAUUGGAUGAGGAUGAUGAAUUUGAUGAUUUUUCUGAUAAUGGAGAUGACUUAGAUUUUGAUGGAUUGAGUGGGGAUGAAGAAAACAUUGAUAUGGCCAAUCAUAUUGGAGAUGACAUUCGAAUGUUGGCAGUGGUAGCCAAUGAGGGAGCAGGUAACAAAUCCCAUGAGGAAGAGGAGCACGCAGAAGUCAGUAAGAAAGUUAGUCAGCCCAAAUCCAAGCAGCCUGAAAAGGAUGACAGCAAGCCAGGAUCAAGCAAAGACGAUUUGAACAACCCACAGCCAAGCACAAGUCGGGUCUAUUGUGGGGGAAUGCCUUCAGGAAGCUGUAUGAAAAGAGAAGUUAAUAUUGUCCCAUCUGUUGAUUCAAGGUCCACCUGCCAGCUCGUUGAUAUUGACAUUGGUAAUGGCAGUGAUACAGAUACAGAAAGUCCAGCAGACGGCAAGAUCAAGGUGAAGGUUGAAUGUAACAGUGCCAUUGAACUUCGAACCAAGGAUGAGGCUCUGGUUACUGAACCCAAGUUUGUGUCCUCAUCUUCAUUGUCUGUAGCCCAGAGAGAACUAGAUGAGGCAUGUCCCAGUACAUCACGAGCGUCAGGCACAAUGUCUGCUUCUUCACAGGGAAUCAAACCAUCUUCCAGCACCAAUUCUGCAUGUGUGCAAGGAAUCAAGGCAUCUUCAAGAAACUCAUCUGUUAGUGGUCAGGACGUCAAUGCAUCCACCAGCGCCUCGUCUGCUAGUGUGCAAGUAGUGAAGGCAACCUCCAGUGCCACGUCUGCUAGUGUGCAAGUAGUCAAGGCAACCUCCAGUGCCACGUCUGCUAGUGUUCAUGGAAACAAGGCAUCCACCAGUACCACUUCUGCUAGUGUUCAAGUAGUCAAGGACAGGAAGGAAAAACAAAUUCCAUGUGUGAAAAAUGAACAGCAGUGUAGUAGUGUUCCCUGCAACUCUGCAGGGAGAGUUCAUGUUAGUGACCGACAGACAGCUGAAGAUAAAGAAACUGAAGAACACAUCUGUAGCCCAGCUAAAAAGAAGAAGAAAACUUGUUCAAGGACCAAGGAUGAACAUAUUGAUAAAAGAAGUGACAAGUCACAUUCAAACUGCAGGGAGAAACGUGAAUGUGCAGAUCGUGCUUCUCGUGGCUCAGAGUUGGUGAGUCCUGCACAGCGAGAUAGGGAUAAAACAACUGAACAGCACUGUUCAAAGGACCCCCAUGUAGAGUCGCCUAUUGCUCCACUUCGUGCUUCACCCUCAGGAACUGCUGGCAGUCAGCAUGGGAGCACUUGUAGCCAUCUUGAAUCAUCUCAACCUUCAACUGUAGCUUCUUCGUCUGGCACAGUGAAAUCAUCGUCAGCAAAUUCAAAUGUUGAUCUCAUUAGAAAGAAACCUGUUUCGAAUGUACCAAAAUCAGUGAAUCCGAGGACUACCUCUUGUGCAGUAUCUGAUCCUGCAACAAGAAGGAAAAAGUGUUCAGUGCCACAUUUGACACGUAAAGAUCUCGAUAAAUCAAGUCCCUCCAGUCAGCGUGAACCUACAGGGGAUACAACAGAGAGUUCCAGUGAUGAAGGUUCAGUGAAUGUAAAUGUGGACAAUGCUAAAAUAGUUCGAAAGAAAAAACAGCCAUCUGAUAACAGGAAGACAAACUCACAAAAUAGUUCCCCGGAACCAAGUACAUCCAAAAACUCUUGGGAUAAAGCUUCUGUCGAAAGUGAACCCGACAAUCGUACAGUAGAUGAAUUUCUAGAUGACAUUGCUAAAGACUAUCACAAUGACUUGUCCGCCACCAGAAUAGCAGGUGAUGACAACAUGUAUUUGUUUACUCCAGAGGAGGUGGAGGCUAUGGGCUUUGGGAAGGAGAACGCUGGUGAAGAAGACAAAGACGAAGACACAAAGGGUUACAACAUGAGGCCAAGGAAACGUGGGAAGAGUCUGACUGGCAAAAAGAAAGGUCUUGUGAAAAAGAGAAGGAAGCUUGACAAUGUUGUGAAGACAAAUCCAAACAUGCAUGACAAGUGCUGUCAGGCAGUCAGCGAUGAAAUACGUGAGACGACAAAGCGUGCGAAGGAGCAGGAAGAGGCACGACAAGGAGCUGCUGCAGCUCCUCCUAAAUCAAAGGGAGGCAACUGCUGUGGGAAAAGGACAACAAAAAUGAGGUCUCAGUCAUCUGUUGUGCACGAAGGUGGAUCCGGUUCCAGGGUAGAGGUGCUGAGGUUGAAACUGGGACCGCGGAGGAAAGCCAACAUGUGUGAUAAAGCUACUAGCACAAGUGACCCAGUCAUAGAGGAUGACCAUAUUCAGGUGCUGUCUCUAAGGUCCAAGAGUCUUCUAUGUGUCACACUGCACAUGGUCGGGGUGACAGACAUCAUUGUUGAUGAGUGUCCAAACCUCAAGCUACUCCGAGGAAGUGCUUGUCGCGUGCUGAAGAAAGUGACAGUAGGUGGUGCUCCUAAGUUGUCUAAGGUGUCAUUCGCACAGUGUCGGAAGAUCGAUGAGAUGCACCUCGUCAAUGAAGUCUGUGAUCAGAUCAGCAUGACCAACAGAGUUAUCUACCUUCGGCCCAUGAGACAGUUCGACAUGUUUGCCUUUGAGAACAUGCUAUUCUGCCAACCUGACAUCGACUACCAUCUGUGUGUCAUCUACGACUACAGCCCCGACCCCACCCACACCAUGUACAACCGCGCCCGCGUGGCCACAUGGCUCGACCUGUUUAGUGGCACCAACAUGGAGCUGUUGCGGUUCAUGGAUUUUGAACAAGCCAAGAACUUCCCAGUGGAUGAGGACGAUGAUGAAGAGAAGAAAUGCUACAGAAAUGCAUACAUCUUGCAUGGCUACAAUGACAAUGGCAGCAAGUGGACGCUGUCGACAGACAUCCCCUGGCUUGACCACCUCAGUCAGUGUCCGGACAUAGACAGCCCAGACCUACAUCCUGACGAUUAUAAAGAGGGAAUCUACUGCCCCAGGCGGAAGGGUCACCACGUGAUGACGGAUUGCCUCAUGGAUCUACAGGAUGUCAUCUCCGAGAUGAGACACAAAAGUGUCAGUCUCUAUUGCUACUCCGUCAUUGUUUAUGUCAACAUGUGCGACGUCACGGGAACACCCACACCGGACAUGUACCUGUAACCAUGGUUACCAUCUGAUGCUGAUACAAUGUCAAGCAUGCCAUGACUACGAACUGUGUGGUACUUCAUCCUGGAGAACAUACAGUGACCUUGAGUUGUGAUCCUGGAAAUUGACACAAGGUUCUUGUCAGCAUUAGCAAGUUCAUUGUCAGCAGGGCGCCUUCUUAUUUCAAGUGUGGCAUGACUUUAGUCAUGCGGCUCAGGGACAACUGCAUGGCUUGGAAUGGUCUGAAGAGGCUUUGGAAUAGCUAGAUAGUUAAAGGAAGAAUUUGAAUCACCACAUGGGUACAAUUUGUGAAGUCCAUUUCUUGUGUCCACUGCCAUGAUGUUUCUGGAAUAUAGCUAAGAGCAGUGUAUUACCAGUCUCAUGCACUGAAAAGACCUUGCAUAUUGAGACAGAUCCUGAGGAACCCUUUUCCUUGUAUAUGAAACCUGAUGGUCAGCUAGUCAGCUUCUUACAUGAUCAGAUGUCCCAGCCAUGCAUAGGCCGUGUCUCACACACAUGACUGUAUCACAUACUUGACUCAGAUAAAUGUUUUGUCUCGUGAAGUUCCAUGAUCCAUAUGAAAGUCUUCUGACAGUUUUGUUGUGUGGUCUUUGUGAUCUUUGUAUGAUCCAUCCCCUCAGUAACAACACUCAUGCCGUUCCUGACACAUGGCAAAUGAGGGUUAUGAGAUUGUUACCGUGGUAACCUGCAUGUCAGGAACCAGCUGUAAUAACAGGCCAAUAUGACUCUUUCUAAACAAAUUGAUAUAAUCAUGAUAAUAGGGAAAUUGUCCUUUGUUCUUGGAAGUAUUUUCAUGUUUUAUUAAAUCCUUUCUUAUUGACAAUUUGUUAAUGCAAUAAUUGAUAAUCUGGAUUAUUUCACUGUUCAAUCUGGAUAAACAGGAUUUCAUGUAGAUCUCUAAUGCAGCCAGUGAAUCAUAUUUGAUGAGUGAAAUUCAAGCCCAAAACUAAGUGGUUUGUAGAGAGAUUUAGAAGAUGCAAAGAUGUAAAUUAACCAAGAACGUCUCCAAGCCUAAAUAGUGCUAACAUAUAGCAUAACCCCCAAAAUGUUUCAAAUUAUACCAGCCUUUAAAAUACCUUUAACAUAAACAAAACUGGUUGGACUAGUGCUAAUUGUCAUUCCUGAGAUGUCAGAUUGGCUGCAGUUAGGUCAGUAGGGGCAUAGGGUGUUUAGCAUUGAUAAAAUCUACACAUUCCUUUGAUUUUGUCACUUGUAACACUGGUAACAUGAUUUCUAUGCCCUACUGGGUUGUGGAGAAGCCUUGUGGUUAGAGGCCCGGGUUUGAUUCCCCUCAGGGGUACAAUGUGUGUCCCCCGUGGUGAUAUUGCUCGGAUAGUGCUUAAAGUGGCACAGAGCCAUAUUCACUCACUCACUCCAUGCCCGACUGAAAUUUGUGUAUCAAAGCUUAUGCUGGGCUUAUUGUUGAUUUGUGAGGUUAUUACUACUAACACAUGUACACAGUGAAUGGAUCAGGCUGUGAAGACUUUUACCUGAGUAUCACUUUCUGAUUGGCACACAUAUUUACUAUCUAUGUAAUAUGUUUAACGGAGAACACACAUAUACAUAUUUCUCAGUUGGCUGUAAUGCAAUUACGUGCUCUUUCGUAGAAAUGUAUCAUGUUGAAUUGAAUCAAAAUCUCAAGAUAGGUCUCAAAUUAACAGGAAACAACAAUAUUUCAGUCUGUUCAGAGAGAUGUUGCAGCCCUCUCAGUGAAUGUGUUUUCAGUUUGUCAAUCUGCACCACAUUGUUACUAUCUGUUUCACAAACUCUUUCCAUGGAGGUGUAUUUGAACAUAGAUAUUUAUUUGUAGAUAACUAAAAUCAAUGUUAUUUAUACAUUUUAGUAAGUAUUUAUUUUGCAAUGAGCACUCGCUGAUAUGCUAUAAGCUCUAUGUUCAUGUGAUAUGAUCACACUAUGACUUUUCAACAUGGUCAAAGUAUUAAUUUCAGAAUUGAGGAUGUAAAAAUCUCUUUUACUAGAAUAAUUUGUUUUGUUCAUAGUAUUGAAGUCCUCGAACAUGCUGAAUAUCAUGAAGUAAGGUGCAUGGGGCACUACAGAGGAAACCCUGCUGGGAUUCCGAGUUAGAAUUGGUCCCCAGUAAUGUAUACUAGUCGGUGACCAAACUGAUUGAUGGUCAGACUCGAUGGCUUGGUUGAUUUGCGUGUCAGUGUAGCCCAACGGCGUGCUCGCAGUCUCAAUCACUGGAUUGUGUGGUCCAAACACAAAUUGUGUAGAGACCGCCGGCAUAAAGCUGGAAUAGUGCUGAGUGCAGCCUUAAACAAUGCACUCACUCACUCACACAUAUAUGCAUGCACACAUGAACACACACACAUGCAAGCACAUCAAACAGAGGAAAGGUGUUCAUGAUUGUUGUGCAAGUUGUUAUGAAGUUGUGCAAGCUUGCCCUUGCGGUCCCCUGCCAUGGUAUUAUUACUGGACUUAAACCACACUCUCUGUGUCAAAAGACAUUAUAUUAUGUCCCUUGUUUUCUGGUAAAGAGCUUAUGAUGCUGAACAAAUUCUCAAACAAGUUCCAAAAUGGCCUCAAUGACAGCCAUUGAGACAGUCUUAAAUGUUUGUGCAGCUUGUUUAUGAUGUAUGUUUGUUAUGACUUAUUGUAUUGUUUUACUGCAAGUGGUUAGGUAUUUCUGUCAUCUUAAUUGUGUCUGGCUUGGUGCACUCAUCAUCCAAGUAAUGUUACAAGUAGAGAUUUGUUUCCAAGUUCUUUUACAGUAUCAAGUUGAGCUGACGGUGCUAUGGGCGUGAUGACCUCAAUGGUGAGGUGGGAUGUAGCUGUCUGUAUGUGUGUGACAUAGUGCGGAGUGUGAAACUGAAUUGAAUGAACAUUGAUCUUUGUAACACAAAGGGAAUAAAUUGUUUGAACCGGUA